This is a messenger RNA of Sorex araneus (European shrew), 4839 nucleotides long. It is a transcript of the gene HAPLN4, whose product is annotated as hyaluronan and proteoglycan link protein 4. Gene Ontology annotation, biological process: cell adhesion. NCBI's taxonomy places the organism in Eukaryota, Metazoa, Chordata, Mammalia, Eulipotyphla, Soricidae. The record is from RefSeq and is a predicted model, not a curated record. Bases 19 to 1338 code for a protein of 439 amino acids. The transcript has 5 exons. Gene Ontology annotation, molecular function: hyaluronic acid binding.
GGUGGCACGUCCCCUUUAAUGCCCCCCCAGCACCCCUCCCUCCUUCCCUUGCAGGCAGACUCCGGGAUUGCGCUGCCUGCCCAGUCAGCUUGGGGUGCGCAGUCUCGGAGCGCGCGGGCCGCUCGGCGGGGCCCUAUGGGCAGCAUGGUGUGCGCUCGGGAGGCCCUGGGUCCCCGCGCGCUCUGGGCUGCGGCGGCCUGCAGUGUCCUGCUGCUCAUGGUCCCCACGGGAGCGCAGCGCGGCAGGAAGAAGGUGGUGCAUGUCCUGGAGGGUGAGUCGGGGUCGGUGGUGGUACAGACGGCCCCCGGGCAGGUGGUCAGUCACCGCGGUGGCACCAUUGUCUUGCCCUGCCGUUACCAUUAUGAGGCGACCGCCCACGACCACGACGGCGUCCGUCUCAAGUGGACCAAAGUGGUGGACCCGCUGGCCUUCGCUGACGUGUUCGUGGCGCUGGGCCCCCAGCAGCGGGCGUUCGGCAGCUACCGCGGGCGGGCCGAGCUGCAGGGCGAUGGGCCUGGCGACGCCUCCCUGGUGCUGCGAAACGUCACGCUGCAGGACUACGGCCGCUAUGAGUGCGAGGUCACCAACGAGCUGGAGGACGACACGGGCAUGGUCAAGCUGGAUCUGGAAGGCGUGGUCUUCCCUUACCACCCGCGCGGGGGGCGCUACCAGCUGACCUUCCGCGAGGCGCAGCGCGCGUGUGCGGAGCAGGAUGGUAUCCUGGCGUCGGCCGAGCAGCUGCACGCGGCCUGGCGCGAUGGGCUGGACUGGUGCAACGCGGGCUGGCUGCGGGACGGCUCGGUGCAGUACCCGGUGAGCCAGCCCCGGGAGCCCUGCGGUGGCCGAGCCGGCCCAGGGGGCGCCGUCGGGGGCGUGCGCAACUACGGCUACCGGCACGACGCCCGCGAACGCUACGACGCCUUCUGCUUCACGUCCAACCUGGCCGGCCGCGUGUUCUUCCUGAAGCCGCUGCGGCCAGUGCCCUUCGCGGGAGCCGAGCGCGCGUGUGCGGCGCGCGGCGCGGCCGUGGCCAAGGUGGGGCAGCUGUUCGCCGCGUGGAAACUGCAGCUGCUGGACCGCUGCACGGCUGGCUGGCUGGCCGACGGCAGCGCGCGCUAUCCCAUCGUAAACCCGCGCGCACGCUGCGGCGGGCCCCGGCCCGGCGUCCGCAGCCUCGGCUUCCCCGACGCCACGCGCCGCCUUUUCGGCGUCUACUGCUACCGCGCGCCCGGCGCACCCGACCCCGCACCCGGCGGCUGGGGCUGGGGCUGGGCGGGCGGCGGCGGCUGGGCAGGCGGAGCGCGGGACCCCGCCGCCUGGACCCCGCUGCACGUCUAAGCGUCCGCGGCGCUGGCGGCUGGGGCGCUGAGAGCUGAUCCGGCAGCCAGCCGUCCUGGAACACUGACGGCGCCCCCCCGAAGUCCUUUGGCGUCACCUGGACACCGACCAAGCCCCCCAUCUCCUGGACGAUGGCGACCCCUCCCCCAACCUUCUCUAGGCGCCAGCGCAGGCCGGAGGACCCCUGGAAAGGAGGCUGACACCCCGGAUUUUAUGGAGACGGCCACACGCCCUCCGCUUCUCCUUGGACUGGGAGGACUGGUACUUUACUGUUCUUUGGGGGGACUCCGAAGUCACCUCCCCACCAUGAUCUGCCUCUGGCCACCCGGCAGGUGACAGGCAGAAUGAGGGCUCCUAUGGGGCCUCAGAUGGGGACCUCCCGUUCUCUUCCCCCCCCCCGCCCCCGCCUCCGUGAGUACCCCAGAGUUCCCGGAGGCCACCCAGGGUGAGGGUCCAUUGGGCUGCAGCUUUGCGGGCUGGGCCCCACCCCUCAGGUAUCCUUCUGGAGGAGCCUGGCCACGCACCCCAGAAGCCCCUCCCCUGCUUGUCACCAAAGAGCUCCCAGGGGCCCCUAGGAGCCACGUGCCUCACUUGCGCCGUCCCCACGGCGACCCGCGGGGCCUCCCAGUCACCUCAUCUGCCCGCCACGGAGAUGGUGCCCUCCUCAGCUGAGCCUGUGGUCCCCACGCCUUCCCUGACGCCUCUAACUCCCGCCUCUGCUGUCUGUCCCGGACCAUCGCCCCAGAUGCUCCUGUCCCUUACCUUCUUAUCUCUCGCUCUCACCAUGGAAGCAGGCUGCCGCCCCCCCCAGCAUUCCUCAACAUGCAGCUGGGAUCCCCAAGAUCGUUACCAUGGAGAAGAGACUGAUGUAUGAGGUACCAGAACACCUGUGCCCCUCUGCUUACCCCCUCCAAGUCCCGCACCUCCAAGCUGUCUCUAUAGAGACAGUCUCCAUAGAGACUGCCCACGCCAUCCCCAUGGCAACAAACCUCCCGGCUCUCAGGAACUUCUUACACACCCCACGACUGACAUCGCCCCUUCAAAUGGGCCCAGCCCGAGGUAGCAUCUUCAGACCCCACUGGACCCACCUGCUGCCCUGGACAACAGCUCGGCAUGAGAUGCCCCAAACCACGUGUUGGCUCUGCCUGGCCACAAAUGCACAAAGCUGGGUUCCGGGUCUCUCUGCACAGGGCACCCACUUCCCGGGCCCCCUCCUCGCAGACCGCCCCUCUUCUUCCAAGAUCCUCUCCCCAUUUACCUCCUUAGAGAUUCAGGAGACAUGGAAUGUCUUCAAACCUCAAGUCUACCCAGUCCCAGGUUCAAAGGAGCGAUUCCUGCACGUGCAUGUGUGUGUGUGUGUGUGUGUGUGUGUGUGUGUGUGUAAUGAGCUCACUCGGGGGCCCCCCUGGAGCUUAGCUUGCCACUCCAGCUCUGGGGACCCACCUCUGAGUUUGGGGCCCACAGGGCUCUGGUUUGAAUGCUGCUUCUGUGGUCAAGCGUCCAUAGCCGAGUCUGGACCAUCUUUGCAUUGGACCAGUCCCGAGGCCCAGAAGGGCAGAGCUUAUGGCCAGACCUCAGUGAAACUCCGUGUCAGUUUGUUUCUUGAAUGAGAAAGUGAGACAGUGGGUGGCUGGCUGGUGUGUGCGAAUAUGCUUCAGUGAACAGGGUGUCCUCCAGCUGGGGGAGCAUGGUGAUGGGGGAGAUGCCACACCCCACUCGGCACUCUCUCUCCUGUCCCCCACCCAGCCCCCACUCUCCGGCCUGAACUGUGCCAUCUGUCUCGCCCUUCUUGGCCCUUGAGCAGCAUUGUCAUCCUCUGGGGGGCUGGGAUGUUGCAUGAGCUUCUUGGGGUGGCUGGGAUGUCCCCAUUUCUGGAGCAACCGUGGGGGCAACGUGUACGGCCUGCAUUGAUGAGUGAAGUGGGUGCCGGGCUGAACCCCUUGAAUGUGACAUGUCCAGAAGACACUUCCUGCUGGGGCUGUCCGGCCUUUGGUUAAAUGCUAGGGUCCAUCUGGAUCUUGCUUCUUUGGCCACGUGUGUAGAGAUGAGUGGGUGAGGAAGCGGGGGGUCAUGGCCUGACCUUUGCCCUGCGGGACUGUAUUCUUCCUUCUCCCCCUGGGCACAGCAGCCUGGGAACCGGCACCGAAGUUGAUCCUUCUAGCUGAGCCAAUGAGAGCUGCAGCACCUCUUCCUGAACAGCCCUGAUUGGUUCAGGGUGAGACCCAGACUGACCAAUGGGACCUAGAAUUGGACGGGCCUGUGAAAGGAGGGGGCCAUCCCCCUGUCCCUCUGUCAGGCUGUCACUCUGGGGCUUGCGGGGCAGGCAUAGGACCCGGUUUACGAGCUGAGGGCUAGUAACCCUCCCCGAAUCCUGUAUUUCUUUCUUUUUUUUUUUUUUUUCUUUUUUGGGUCACACCCAGCGAUGCACAGGGGUCACUCCUGGCUCAUGCACUCAGGAAUUACUCCUGGCGGUGCUCGGGGGACCAUAUGGGAUGCUGGGAUUCGAACCCGGGUCGGCCGCGUGCAAGGCAAACGCCCUACCCGCUGUGCUAUCACUCCAGCCCCCUGUAUUUAUUUCUUUUUAAACAGAUUCUUUUUGACUGCUGUUUGCUUUAGUUUGGGCCAGGUAGGUGCUUAGGAAUCACGUGGUGCCCUGCUCGAACCCAGGCCUCCAGCGAGCAAAGUAUGUUGCAGCUCAUUAAGGCAACUCUUAGCCUCCCCUUUUUGCCCCCCCUUUUUGGAGGAGGGGUCAGGGGGAGAGAGGACAGCGCGUUUGAACCCAGAGCCUCACAUAGUUUAGUUCCCGGAAGCUCCAAGAUUUCUCACACGUGCUCCUGGAGACUUUCUGAGUUCCUUCAAGCAGACACAUGGAAAUAUUGGCCCCGUUUGCACAGAUGACAGGGGCGAAUUCCCAUGGCUGGGUGUGGAACUCAUCAAGAAGGCCCUGCCUGAGUUCCUUGCCAGCACAGCCACACAGAAAACCACCCAGAACACAAUUCGCCAGGGUCCAGGGAUUGUCAACCGCUGCGCUUUCCGAGGGGCUAGGGGCUCUUAGCCGUGCAGCGCCAGCCUUCCCUUUGGGCUGGCUUUCGGCCUCCUUAGGAAUCAUUUAGGCAUGGGGACCCCACCCAGCAAUGCUCAGGGUUUACUCCUGGCUCUGAGCUCAGGGACCACUCCUGGCGGGGUUUGAGAGACCAUAUAGGGUGCUGGGGAUUAAACCAGAGGGGGGUUAAAGUAAGGCGGGCACCAUCCCCGCUGUCUUCCUGCCCCUGUGCGAGUCGCUUUGCAGUGGCUGAAGGCUGAGUGACAUUUUCUAUGUUCACCGCACUGGGUAACCUAACCGGUGCCUCUGAUCCUUUCCACCGUUUCUCUCCCCCAGACCUCCUCCCCGUCAGCACCUCCUCCCCCGCCUGCCUCACGCCCCAGCAACUUCUGAUCCACUUUCUGUUCUGUGGAUCCCCUGUCUUGAUAGUUGCUAUAAAUGGAAUCUUACAAAAUGUG